AACCACAAAACAUAUAUAAGAACCGAUAAACCAGAAUUCUUUAGCAAGAAAAAUGAGAAGUCUUCCAUAAUUCCUCUAUAGAAUAUAUAGUUUCAUUCAUUAAUCUUCGAUUUCCUCUUCUGCUACUUGACUAGCACAUAUAUAUAAUAUCAUUAGUAGUUGAAACACAUUGAUAACCAUACAUAUAUAGCGACCAUGGAAAGCAUUCUAUAUUCAACACAAGGUGAGAUGGGAAGGAGAGUACUGGGGCUUCACCAUAGGCAUAUUCACUGGGAAAUUCCAUCCGUGAAUCAAGUUAAAGUUGCACCAGCAGGAGAAUUGCAAGUAAAGAGGGUAGGACUAAGUCAUGCUCUUACUACAUUCAGUGCUGGUGGUAGUAAAGUGAAGAGUCUCCAAGCUGUAGCGCCUGCGGUUUCGACCAGAGAACAACAACAAGAGGCUUCUUCUCUCACCUACAAUGAAAAGAUGUUGGCAAACUAUGUCCCAGUCUAUGUAAUGCUCCCAUUGGGAGUCGUUACAAUUAAUAAUGUCCUGGAAGACAAAGCCAGGAUUGAGAAACAGCUCAAGGAGCUAAGAGCAGCUGGAGUGGACGGGGUAAUGGUAGAUGUCUGGUGGGGGAUCACUGAAUCCCAAGGACCUAAGCAGUAUGAUUGGAGUGCUUAUAGGAGCUUGUUUCAAAUAGUCCAAGAACAUGGAUUGAAGUUACAAGCUAUAAUGUCAUUCCACCAGUGUGGGGGUAACGUAGGAGAUGUUGUUAACAUCCCACUGCCACAAUGGGUACUGGACAUCGGAGAAUCAGACCCUGAUGUCUUUUACACCAAUCGCUCAGGUAACAGGAACAAGGAGUACCCCAGUCUUGGUGUGGAUAACGAGCCUCUCUUCUAUGGACGAACUGCUGUUGAGAUAUAUGGAGACUAUAUGAAGAGCUUCAGAGACAGCAUGUCAGAUUUUUUUGAAGAUGGACUCAUAAUAGACAUUGAAGUGGGGCUUGGCCCUGCGGGGGAGCUAAGGUAUCCCUCUUAUCCACAAAAUCAAGGAUGGGUUUUCCCAGGCAUUGGAGAAUUUCAGUGCUAUGACAAAUAUCUCAAGGCAGAGUUCAAAGAGGCUGCAACAAGCGUAGGACAUCCCGAGUGGGAAUUGCCAGAUAAUGCAGGGACAUAUAAUGACACACCCACAUCUACAGAGUUCUUUGGACCAAGUGGUACAUACCUUACUGAGAAAGGGAAGUUCUUCUUGACUUGGUAUUCUAACAAGUUACUGGGCCAUGGUGACCAGAUCCUGGAUGAAGCAAAUAAAGCUUUCCUAGGCUGUAGAGUCAAGUUAGCAGCCAAAGUCUCCGGAAUCCACUGGUGGUAUAAAGCUGAUGAUCAUGCUGCAGAGCUUACUGCAGGAUACUACAACUUGAAAGAUAGAGAUGGGUACCGACCCGUAGCAAGGAUGCUAUCCAGGCAUUAUGCCAUUUUGAAUUUCACUUGUCUUGAGAUGAGGGACUCUGAACAAAGUUCUGAUGCCAAAAGUGGACCUCAGGAACUUGUUCAGCAGGUUUUGAGUGGAGGCUGGAGAGAGAACCUAGAAGUUGCGGGAGAGAAUGCACUUUCAAGAUAUGAUCGUGAUGCUUGUAAUCAAAUCCUCCUAAAUGCUAGACCUAAUGGUGUCAACAAAGAGGGUCCACCAAAACUACGGAUGUAUGGGGUGACAUAUCUUCGCUUAUCAGAUGAUCUAUUGCAGAAAAAUAAUUUCAACAUAUUUAAGACAUUUGUGAAGAGGAUGCAUGCCAAUCAGGAUUACUGUCCAGAUCCAGAAAAGUACAACCACCACAUAGGUCAAUUGGAGCGAUCAAAACCAAAAAUGCCAAUUGAAUAUCUGCUAGAAGCAACUGAGCCAAUGGAGCCAUUCCCAUGGGACAAAGAAACAGAUAUGAGUGUCGGUGGUGCACUUUCUAAUUUGAUAGACAAGAUCCUUUCUAUAUUUAAGUGAGAAUAUGGCCAAAUGUGAAGAGAAGCAGCAGUUAAAGAAUCAAAUAAAAGAGUCGGUUCUGGGGAAAAAAUAAACAUCCAUAGUGGCAAUGUUGAAAAAAGUGCUGGGUAUCUGCUUUUCAAAUAAAAGAUCUGUAUUUUCAUUUCUGUAUCAAAUGUACAAUUAUAUUGCACUUAGUAUAACUCACCAAUAAUCA
Molecule: messenger RNA, 2173 nt
Organism: Quercus robur (English oak)
Lineage: Eukaryota; Viridiplantae; Streptophyta; Magnoliopsida; Fagales; Fagaceae
Product: beta-amylase-like
Exons: 8
Coding region: 196-1977 (593 amino acids)
Biological process (GO): polysaccharide catabolic process
Molecular function (GO): beta-amylase activity
Source: RefSeq, a predicted model, not a curated record